AUGGCCAUCGCCGUUGCCAACUGUAGCCAGACGCCUUCGGCUCUUGACAAGCAAAAGCAGAGCAUGUGGCAGCGAUUGGGUUGGCGGAAAUUGCUGGGCCGCGACGACCGAGAAUCCGACAGUCAAGAUGAAACUUCUGAACACUCACGCGCCAAACAUGACAACCUAACACGUCGAAUCUCGCGAAAGGUGGGUGUUGGUAUCCCCAAGAAACGACAAAGCUCCGACCUGGAACGACUGGCGCCUCGGGAACCAGAUCAUCGUCGUGCCCUAUCCGCCGACCGCCGUCCGAUGAGCGCACAACGAACUCGGACACGGUCUCCACCGCCAACCGACCCCAGACAAUCCGCACCCGAGAUUCAGUGGCUCGGCCCGCCCACAACCACGGUCGAUGAGAGUGAAAACGAUGGAAUGGCGAUUUCUGAUUGGGAUCCUUAUCCAGACCCCUAUCCAGACCCUGACCCUGAGUUAAACGACAUGGACAUGGAUAUGGAUAUGGAUAUGGACAUCUCAAAAGGGGAAUCGGAAGCGGAGGAUCCAAUCGAUUUGGAGAUGGAGCUGGAACAACGAUGGAUUUUGAAUCUCAGCAUGCACUUCCGAGAUCGCUCGGAACGCGAAAAGUUCUUCGUGACGUAUGCGGAGACGCCAAAUCGAUGGCGACGAGUGACUGUUUCCUGCGAUUACCGCGAUGCACCCCCCGGGUCCUUGGAGGAUGAAUUAAAGGGGCUCCGAUACCAACGCGACAAAUGCGCCCGAAUCUACGAAUCCAUUCGGGAAUCCUUGCUGGGAAUUCGGUUCUACGAUGGUGUCACAAAUUUGAAACUUGAAACCAGUGAUGGUCAAUUGCACGUCUUUGUGACCGAGGAUGUAAACGAGACCAUUCCCUACCCUCCAAUUUCUAGCAUUGGACAUUUGGUAGGCGCUCCGAUGGUCCCCGAACACAUGCUGCACUUCGAGUCACAUCUGUCUGGUUUUGUUUACAAGGUGAACUUCGGGGGCCGUUACUAUAUCAAGAAGGAAAUUCCAGGUCCGGACACAGUGGACGAAUUCCUCUAUGAAAUCAACGCUCUGCAUGCCCUGAACGGCAUCCCAAGCGUUAUCCAAACGGAGGGAAUCGUGAUCGACGAGGAACGAUGUGUUGUGAAGGGUCUACUGAUCAGUUAUGCCGAACAGGGUGCCUUGAUCGACAUUCUGUACGAGAACCACGGAAGAACGGAGUUUGCGCGACGCGAACGCUGGGCGAAACAGAUCGUCCAGGGACUCUGUGAGAUCCACGAAUCUGGUUACGUGCAGGGCGAUUUCACACUUGCAAAUAUUGUCGUGGAUGCGGCGGACAAUGCCAAGAUCAUCGAUAUCAACCGGAGAGGCUGCCCUGUGGGAUGGGAGCCGCCAGAAAUUGCCGCCAAAAUCGAGAGCAACCAACGCAUUUCCAUGUAUAUCGGCGUCAAGACAGAUCUUUUCCAGCUGGGAAUGACGUUGUGGGCACUCGCAAUGGAGGACGAUGAGCCAGAACGACAACCACGACCUCUUUACCUCAGCGAAGAUGCCAAGGUCCCGGACUACUAUCGGCGUAUAGUACAGAUCUGUUUAAGUCCCAAUCCACGACACAGAUUGUCUGCAAAGGAACUUCUUGUCAUGUUCCCCUCGAGUGUCCACACAAUGUGCAUCCCUGCAGCUCGACCACUGCAGAUCGUUCCUAAUCACCCUGGAUACUUACCCCAAAAUGACUACGACUGGUCCCAACACCCUCCGCCAAACUUUGGGAUGACUGAUCCCCGGGACAUGAUGCCGCAAGACGACCACUAUUACGCCAAGAAUGAAUUCUUGGAUGGCGCAUAUCGUGGCCUGCAGCAACCUAUCUUUGAUAAACGUGGUCUUGAAAAGCCAUCAACUGUCACGCUCGCAGAAGCAAAUGGGGACACGGCCUUUUCAUCCAAGCCCUCUUCCUCCUCCACCUUGAAUCAUCAUGAAGCGACCAACAAAGAUGGAUACCUCGACUACUCCCGCUAUCCCGACGAACCCUCGUACCACCUACCCUCUGAGAAUCAGGGAAAUGUCGCCGCCCCAGAUUCGUACGAUACCACGAGAAAGAAUGUCCAUGGUCAACCAAAAAAUCCGCUGGCUCUGUCAGAUGAACCGUCUGAUGCCAAUACUCCUAUCAGGGGCCAGCAGCCGCCCAUCACUCGAGACAUGUCGACUGGAUCGACAGGUCAACGCCCCAAAAACCUGCCUGCCCAUGCAGACAAUGUCACUUCUGCCUCUCUUGCUCCCAAAACUCCCCCGAAACCACAAGACGCGAAAUGGUCUAACCAAAAGGCCACCAAAGAAGACGAUAUUCUUAAAUCGUCUUGUCUAUCCAUCAACCCUGCCCUCUCCUCGCCUCAAACUCCGCAAGGCUCCCAGAGCGCCCCUACAACAACGAUCCCACCUUCUACACCAACUGAGCGAGAUGAUUCGAACAAACCUUUUACAAAAUCGACUGACACCAAGUCUACAUUCAGCGGAAGUUCACCCGCAAGAUCCCUGAUUGGCUCAGGUUCUUCCAUGAGUCCCAAGGCCGGCAUCACCGGCGCGUCCCUUGGACUUGGCACCAAGUUUCCGGCAGCUUCACCGUUUACGAAUAUGCUAAGACAGUCCGGGGGGCAACAAGGUUUCAAAUCGGCGGGUGUGAAGCCCACCACAACCUCAUACACCGCAACCUCGUCUGUUCAGCCCUCAAUCCCUAUCUCUACCCCCAAUCCGACACAAAACUCUGUCGUUGAUUCGAGUCGCACUACUCUCAACGCGCGAUCGAACAAUGCAGUUCCAACUCAAUCCAAGGCGAUGACCAUUGACGCCGUAUCUAGCCUGGCGUCUGACUUGGAGUCCUCGUCUUUACUAGGCUCAAGUUUACCGAUAAGCCCUGCUUCAGUGGACUCGGAUGUUGCACCAAUUACCCAGGCUGUGAGAUCGUCUGAUAUGAAGACCAGUGAGCUCAAUGCCCUCGACACCAAACCAGCAUGGACUAGUCCUCAGAAACCUGAGGCAUCAACCCUCGAUUCGAAAAUGCCUGUGAGCCUUGCUUCUAUCAACCCGACACCGAUUUCAAAGGUCGCGAAUGGGUCCUAUGUUAAGCCUACCGGAGCUCCUCCUACGCUUCUAAGAUCGCCAGACUCGACAUCUUCCCUGAUCGACUCUCGACUGCCUAUCAGUCCUGCGACUGUGAACUCUAAAUCUAUCGCAGAGGCCGUCAAUCAACCAUACACGCCACCUAUCAACACAAAGCAUAUAUUCCCAAGACCAUCGGACUCAGCGCCAUCUCUACUUAGCUCCAGGCUACCCAUCAGCCCUGCAUCAACAAACUCAGCCUCUGGAACAGAACAUGCAGAGCGACUUGCCCCGAAGCCUGCUUAUACGGAGCCAAUCUUAGCAAGGCCGUCAGACUCCAUCUCGUUGCUAAGUUCGCAGUUGCCGAUCAGUCCUUCCUUGGCAGACGCAGUGCCCGUGGCAACUUCUAUGGGCCAGUCAUCAAUCAUCCCGUCGACAAGCUCACCGACACUUCUCGAUUCAAGCUUGCCAAUCAGUCCUGCUUCGAUGAACUCAUUUACCCCCGCACAGGCCCCAAGCCAGUCACUAUCGAAGUCCAUGACGCGAUUUGAACCAGCAGAGUCACCAGACUCAUCUUCGCUCCUGUCUUCCAGCUUGCCGAUUAGCCCGGCAUCAGCGGAUUCAAAUCCCGCAGUGAUCAUGAACGCACCCCUCUACAAACCCGCCACUGAGGCUACAUUGGCCCAACCUUCCGACCAAUCAAUCCUCCUCAGCUCAAGCUUGCCCAUUAGUCCUGCUUUCGUAAACCCGGCCCCCAGCCCGGCUACCGCGGCAGUACCUGCUGCCCAUCGGGCACCUGCGAGCCAGGUGUCUCAUCCAGUUCGACACCGGCCCGCAACCUACUUCUCUCGGGCAGCCUCAUAG
This is a messenger RNA of Penicillium salamii, 3951 nucleotides long. Lineage: Eukaryota; Fungi; Ascomycota; Eurotiomycetes; Eurotiales; Aspergillaceae. The record is from the annotation of a GenBank genome assembly.